UCACCGCAGUGACAAAUCCGCUCCCGCCCGCCUCCGUCGAGCCUCUACCGAGCCGGGCGGCGCCGGGAAGCGCUGCCGCGCGGCUUUGCACCGCCUGCCCGUCCGCCGCGGAGCCCCUCAGCCCCAGCCCCUGGCGGCGCCACAGCAGGGAGCGGCGAGGGGCGCGAUGGAGGCUCCGCGCUUGGCGCACACCAUGAGCAGCCCCACUAGCCCCUGUGAGGAGGUGAUCAAGAACCUGAGCCUGGAGGCGAUUCAGCUCUGCGAUAGGGACGGGAAUAAAUCACAAGAUAGUGGGAUUGCAGAGAUGGAGGAACUUCCAGUUCCACACAACAUCAAAAUAAGUAACAUCACGUGUGACUCCUUCAAGAUUUGUUGGGACAUGGAUGCUAAAUCCAAGGACCGCAUUACUCAUUACUUCAUCGAUCUCAACAAGAAAGAAAACAAGAAUUCCAACAAAUUUAAGCACAAGGAUGUACCCACUAAACUGGUGGCCAAAGCUGUUCCCUUGCCUAUGACAGUCCGCGGGCACUGGUUCCUGAGCCCAAGAACAGAGUACACAGUGGCAGUGCAGACAGCGUCAAAGCAAGUGGAUGGUGAUUACGUUGUUUCUGAGUGGAGUGAAAUCAUCGAGUUCUGCACAGCAGACUAUUCAAAAGUUCACCUAACACAGCUAUUGGAAAAAGCUGAAGUGAUUGCAGGCCGUAUGCUCAAGCUGUCUGUUUUUUAUCGGAAUCAGCACAAAGAAUAUUUUGACUAUAUCAGCGAGCACCACGGGAACGCUAUGCAGCCCUCUGUUAAGGAUAACAGUGGCAGCCAUGGCUCUCCGAUCAGCGGGAAGCUGGAAGGCAUCUUCUUCAGCUGCAACACUGAGUUUAACACUGGGAAGCCACCACAAGAUUCACCUUACGGAAGAUACAGGUUUGAGAUUGCAGCUGAAAAACUCUUCAACCCAAAUACUAACUUGUACUUUGGAGACUUCUACUGCAUGUACACAGCCUACCACUACGUCAUUCUCGUCAUUGCCCCCGUUGGCUCACCAGGGGACGAAUUCUGCAAGCAGCGCCUUCCUCAGCUAAAUAUAAAAGAGAAUAAAUUCCUGACCUGCGCCGAAGAAGAUGGUGUCAUGGUUUACCAUCAUGCCCAGGAUGUUAUUUUGGAAGUAAUUUACACUGAUCCUGUGGAUCUCUCCCUUGGCACAGUUGCAGAAAUUACCGGUCACCAACUCAUGAGCCUGUCUACUGCAAACGCAAAGAAAGAUCCCAGCUGCAAGACCUGCAAUAUCAGUGUUGGACGUUGAAACUUCCCUCCUUACCUCCUUAGGAGCCUUCAAACCUCUGUUGCCCAUUUCCAUAGUCAGACAUUUUUGUCAGAAGCAUGCACAUGCCGCUAUCACCAAAAGCAAACACAAAGUCUUCAGAAUCUCCAAUAGAGUUUUUAGUAUUUCUUCUCUCCCUCUUCCCCUCCUGUUCCCUUGAUGCUUUAAAUGAUUAGAAGUCCUGGAUUUCUCUCUGGCAACCAUUUAUACCUAGAUGCUGCAACGAUUGUCUUCUGUUUCUUGCCAAACAUAACAAAACCCUAUAUAAACUGCUUUAGCAAGAUAAAAAUAACGGCUUAUCAAUGGUGUUUAAAUAUGCGUUCGUUUUAACUACUGAGCAAGUACUGAGGUAACUAAACAGCAUGAAAGGUUGUAAUUGCAGCAUGAUUUGAAUUUCAGAGCCUAGAAAACGUCAGCACUUCCAACGUGUUGUUUGACAGUGUUAUUUAUGUUAUUUAUAUUAGCUAACUGAAAACAGAAACUGUGUCUCGACAUAAUAAAUAUAAUAGAAAAAUA
This is a messenger RNA of Pogoniulus pusillus (Red-fronted tinkerbird), 1831 nucleotides long. RefSeq names its product phytanoyl-CoA 2-hydroxylase interacting protein like (gene PHYHIPL). The record is from RefSeq and is a predicted model, not a curated record. The transcript has 5 exons. NCBI's taxonomy places the organism in Eukaryota, Metazoa, Chordata, Aves, Piciformes, Lybiidae. Bases 167 to 1297 code for a protein of 376 amino acids. Gene Ontology annotation, molecular function: protein binding. Gene Ontology annotation, cellular component: cytoplasm.